Phyllopteryx taeniolatus (common seadragon) is the source of this 4432-nucleotide messenger RNA. It is a transcript of the gene ints2, whose product is annotated as integrator complex subunit 2. NCBI's taxonomy places the organism in Eukaryota, Metazoa, Chordata, Actinopteri, Syngnathiformes, Syngnathidae. The transcript is spliced from 26 exons. Gene Ontology annotation, cellular component: integrator complex. Gene Ontology annotation, biological process: snRNA 3'-end processing. The record is from RefSeq and is a predicted model, not a curated record. Bases 289 to 3918 code for a protein of 1209 amino acids.
CAAUGUACAUAAAUGGUCAUAACACAUGGCGGCCGCGCCAAAGGUCUCUUCUCUUGGCUGUGCGAGAGACAGCGCCGCGUCUCAUCAGAGCGGACACACUGACAUAUUUGGUUUGGGUUCAAAAAUCUGUCGGUGACCGCUACGGGAGGAACGCGUUCGCGGGCAUUGGCUAUCUGAAGGCGCUCCACUUCUGCGGCUGUAGCGCUCAGUCAAGUCCGAGGCCUGGAGGCCUACCGCUUAAAAGUUCGCCAAUUGUGCUGCAAUAACUCCAAUAUUUCAGUUUGAGAGAUGGCAGACAGUGCAGGGCUGCAGUUUGUCAGCCCUUAUGCAUUCGAAGCCAUGCAGAAGGUGGACGUGCGGCGCCUGGCGGCCCUCAGUGACCCGGAGCUGAGGCUACUGCUUCCCUGCUUGGUGAGGAUGGCUUUGUGUGCCCCAGCUGACCAGAGCCAGUCUUGGGCAGAGGACAAGAAGCUCAUCCUCCGGCUGCUCUCGGGAGUGGAAGCUGUCAACUCCAUUGUAGCGCUGUUGUCGGUUGAUUUCCACGCCUUGGAGCAGGAUGCCAGGAAGGAGCAGCAGCUCAGGCACAAGGCAGGUGGUUCGAAUGUGGAGAGUAUCCUGGUGUCACAGCUGCAGCAUGGUCUUACAUUGGAGUUUGAACACAGUGAUCCACUCAGGAGACUUCGUCUGACCCUCAGCGAGCUUUUGGCGAUCAUGAGUAAGGUAGCCGAUUCAAAUGGAGAAUUCUUUCUAAAGUCGUCGGAACUCUUUGAAAGCCCAGUCUACUUGGAAGAGGUUGCAGAUGUUCUUUGCAUUCUACAAGCAGAACUGCCUUCCUUGCUGCCAAUUGUGGAUGUGGCAGAGGCUUUGCUGCAUGUUCGCAAUGGAGAUUGGUUUCUGUGUCUGCUGGUUGCCAAUGUGCCUGACAGCUUCAAUGAAGUCUGCAGAGGUUUGAUCAAAAAUGGAGAGCGUCAGGAUGAGGAGAGUGUUGGCGGUCGACGCAGGACAGAAGCCCUUAGGCAGCUGUGUCAGAUGAACCCCUCACAGGCUCUCAACAUCCGAGCCAUGGUGGUGGAGGAAUGUCAUCUUCCCGGCCUGGGCGUCGCUUUGACCCUUGAUUACAAACCAGACACAGCGGAUGAGGCUGUCAGCCCCCUGGUUUCUUACGUCAGUGGUUUAUUGCUCGGUACCAACAGCAAAGUUCGCACGUGGUUCAGCAUGUUCAUUCGCAAUGGACAACAGAGAAAGAGAGAGAGCAGCUCAGUGCUGUGGCAGAUGCGUAGGCAGCUGCUGUUGGAGUUGGUCGCUAUCCUGCCUCGCUCGCGCAGCACCCACGUUCCCAAUGACGGCGACGUGGAUGACGAGGGUGGCUCUGGCUACUCGGGGCUCAGAGAAGAGCAUGUGGUGAAGGCGAGUGCUCUGCUCCGACUCUACUGUGCUCUCAUGGGCAUCGCUGGCCUCAGACCAACAGACGAGGAGGCAGAGCAGCUACUGCAGCUGAUGACGAGCCGACCUCCAGCCACUCCUGCCGGUGUUCGCUUUGUCUCCCUGUCCUUCUGCAAACUACUGGCCUUCCCUACACUGGUCAGCACACCAGAGCAGGAGCAGCUCAUGGUCAUGUGGCUUAGCUGGAUGAUCAAAGAGGAGGAAUACUUUGAGAGUGCUGCAGGUGUAUCUGCCUCUUUUGGAGAGAUGCUAUUACUGGUGGCCAUGUAUUUCCAUAGCAACCAGCUGAGCUCCAUUAUUGAGUUGGUGUGCUCUACUUUGGGGAUGAAGAUUGCCAUCAAACCAAGUUCUCUUAGCAAGAUGAAGACCAUCUUCACUCAAGAGAUCUUCACAGAACAGGUGGUUACAGCCCAUGCAGUGAGGGUUGCGGUGACCAACAAUCUAAGUGCCAACAUCACAGGAUUCCUCCCCAUUCACUGUAUCUACCAGCUGCUUCGAAGCCGAGCCUUCACCAAGCACAAAGUGUCCAUCAAGGAUUGGAUAUACCGUCAGCUGUGUGAGACAAACACCCCCAUCCACACACAGCUAAUUCCUCUGGUUGACGUUUACAUCAACUCAAUCCUUACACCAGCGUCAAAGGCCAACCCCGAGGCCACCAACCAACCCAUCACAGAGCAGGAAAUCCUCAGCGUCUUCCAGGCCUCUUCUGUCCAAGGAGACAAUAGUCGAGGAGGACGACAGCGCAACUCCAUCACGACCCAACUGCUAAUCCUCUACUACAUCCUGUCUUAUGAGGAGAACCUGUUGGCUAGCACCAAACAAUUGGCUUUAAUGCAGAAGAAGCCCAAGUCCUAUUCAGCAGCACUGAUGGACCAGAUCCCCAUUAAGUACUUAGUUACCCAAGCCCAGGGGCUGCAACAAGAGCUUGGGGGUCUGCACUCUGCCUUGUUGAGGUUGCUGGCCGUCAACUAUCCUCACCUGUGUCUUGUCGAAGACUGGGUGUGUGAGGAGGAGGUAACGGGUACUCUGCCACUGCUGAGGAAAAUGAUGCUCCCCAGCAACACCUGCCGAUACACUCGGAGCCAGCUCCACCAGGCCUUCCAGAAGUUACCAUCCAGCAGUCCGAGGCUGAUGCGAAUCCUGGAGCAGUUGACACUUCUCACACCGGGAGACCUUAUCCCUUAUUCAGAGUCCCUCACUGCCAGCAUGGCUCUGCUGCUGGAACCUGCUGUGCCUCGCCGCACUCUGCAGACCCUCAACAAACUCUGGAUGGGCCUCAACACUGUGAUGCCCCGCAGGUUGUGGGUGAUGACUGUUAACGCUCUCCAACCUUCAGCAAAGCUGCUCAGACAGCAGACGUAUACUCAGAACGACCUCAUGGUGGAUCCCCUCAUUGUUCUACGCUGUGAUCACAGAGUGUACAGAUGUCCUCCUUUAAUGGAUAUUGUCCUUCACAUGCUGAAUGGCUAUCUUCUAGCGUCUAAAGCUUACCUGCACAGCCAUUUAAAGGAGACUGCAGACUUUGAUAGACAGAGCCAAACAGUCUCAAACUUGGGUGUACCUGGACAGCCAGAUACACCUGAGGUCACCAGGGAGGAGCUCAAGAACGCUCUGUUAGCUGCACAGGAUAGUGCAGCAGUCCAGAUUCUGCUGGAGGUGUGUCUACCAACCUCCGAGGAGCAGUGGCUGGGAUGCAAGACAGAGAGCCUUCUGAGGGGCAUCAGGGACCCCGUGCCAGGGAAAACAGAACAAAGAAGUCUGCUGCUGAGAGCCAAGGAGGGUGUGAGGGAUGCUGAGCCAGAGGGAGGCCUGCUUAGUGACUUGAGGGAGGUGCAGUGUCUCAUCUGUUGUCUCUUGCAUCAGAUGUUCAUUGCUGACCCCAAUAUUGCCAAACUAGUCCACUUUCAGGGCUAUCCUCAACCUCUGCUGCCUCUAACAGUGUCAGGCAUCCCUUCCAUGCAUAUCUGUCUGGACUUCAUCCCAGAACUACUGGCCCAGCCCCAACUGGAAAAGCAGAUUUUUGCAAUCCAGUUGCUCUCCUACCUGUGUAUCCAGUACGCACUGCCCAAGUCACUCAGUGUGGCCAGGUUGGCUGUCAGUGUCAUGGGUACACUUCUCACAGUGCUGACUCGUGCCAAGCGCUUUGCCUUCUUCAUGCCCACCCUGCCUUGCCUGGUGGCCUUCUGUCAGGCCUUCCCUCCGCUCUACGAAGACGUGACAGCCCUGCUAGUACAAGUGGGGCAGGUUUGUGCCUCUGAUGUGGCCACGAAAGCCCGGGACAUUGACCCGCUCAUCGCUCGUUUGCAGUAUCUAAAGGAGAAGCCACGGGAUGCUUGUGUAGAAGGCUCCACCAAACUGGCGUUACCCCAAAGGACAGCAGAGGAACUUGGAGGAGCCGACCCGGAUGUCCAGAUCUGCUACUGUGUCGAAGCUACAUUCAUGGACAUAAUCACCUCCACCCUUCACGGGCUAUAGAGCAGACGGACGGACGAUACAAUGUGCGCUCCUGCUUUACUCAUUCGGUGGUCUCGUGUAUUUAAUCAGGUGGGCUAAUGGUUGUAUCCUGAUGCUACAUUCUCAGUGUGUGAGGAAGCUAUUCGCUUUGCUUCCACGGGAACAUAUGCCACCAACAAUAACCGUCAUGUGAAUGAGGUGACAUUAAAAAGUGCUUUGAUUACCUUGAAGGUAUUGAAGGGCUAUUAUAAGGGAAGCCUAUUUAUGUUUACCAUUGCUCAAUCUUAAGGGGGGGGGGCCCUUUGCACCAUCAGCCUUUAUUUUUACAUUCUGUGAAUAAACAAUGUUUUUCAGUUGAGAACAGGUACAAUUAUGUCCUCUGUUACAACUGUAGAACGUGAACACUGAAACUCUUAAGGGCCAAUUUUGAUGACCACUGUUCAAACGUGGAUUCUUUUUCAACUGAACGGGAAAUCUGUUUUUGUACUGUGUCGUAUUUGUUUGUAAUAAAACAAAGAAACGCUGACUAAAACCA